Molecule: messenger RNA, 6562 nt
Organism: Chiroxiphia lanceolata (lance-tailed manakin)
Lineage: Eukaryota; Metazoa; Chordata; Aves; Passeriformes; Pipridae
Product: sodium channel protein type 5 subunit alpha-like
Exons: 29
Biological process (GO): membrane depolarization during action potential; neuronal action potential; sodium ion transmembrane transport
Cellular component (GO): axon; voltage-gated sodium channel complex; plasma membrane
Molecular function (GO): protein binding; voltage-gated sodium channel activity
Source: RefSeq, a predicted model, not a curated record
UCAAGAUGUUCUGCUGCUGAAGCCAACAGCCACAUCAAACCCCUUCCUCAGAUGCCAAGCCACAACCACCACCCCCUCCCAUUACGUAGACCAAUCAGAAACCAAAGAUUAAGAAAUGAACACAUCUUUAUUCUCAUGUGGAAGAAUCUACUAAAUGCAUCCUAACACCAAACUAAGCACACUGGAAACAAACCUUCAGAAAGAAAAAUGGAUCACUUGUCUUGGUCAUCAGAAACAAACAGCUUUCGACGUUUCACCCCUGAGUCCUUGGCAGCAAUUGAGCAAAGAAUUGCUGAGAAAAAAAAGCAGCCAGACAAAGAAAAAGAGAAGAAGAAGGACCGAGGAGUUAAAGAACAACUUACUCCCCAGCUUGAUCUGGAAAUCUGCAAAAAGCUGCCAUCUCUUUAUGGGGACAUUCCAUCAGAGCUCAUUGGGGAACCCCUGGAGGAUUUUGAUCCGUACUACAGUGAUCACAAGACUUUUAUGGUGCUAAAUAAAAAGAGGACUAUUUUCCGGUUUACUGCCACACCUGCCUUGUGUCUAUUUGGUCCUUUUAAUCCAGUCAGAAAAGCAGCAAUUAAAAUUCUGACCGAUUCAUAUUUUGUUGGCAUUAUUAUAUGUACCGUGUUACUCAAUUGUGUGGUUAUGACUGUACGUUGGCUCCCACCAUCACUCAGCUGGACUGAAGGUGCUUUUACUGGCAUAUAUACUACUGAAAUAUUGAUAAAAAUAGUAGCAAGGGGAUUUGUUUGGAAUGAAUUUACCUUCCUUCGAGAUCCGUGGAACUGCUUGGAUCUUUCUAUUAUUAUCAUAAUGUACGUUACUAUGUUUCAAAAAAUAGGCAAUGUUUCAGCUCUUCGAACUUUCAGAGUGCUGAGGACUUUGAAAACCAUUUCAGUAAUACCAGGUUUGAAAAUCCUGGUAAAUUCAAUUGUUGAAUCCGUUAGGAAACUUGCUGACGUGUUGAUCUUGACUGUAUUUUGCUUGAGUAUAUUUGCCCUAAUAGGCCUCCAACUUUUUAUGGGCAAUUUAAGACACAAAUGUGUCCUCAAUAAUAAUACUGUGUACAAUGACUCAUUAUGUAAGGAUCCCAAGAUCUAUGUACCAAGUGAUGAAGAUAUCUGCCACAGAAUGAAUGGCUCUUCUGAGAUAUUGCUCUGUGGGUUCAGUUCAGAUCCCGAGAAAGAGUGCCCAGAAAACUAUACCUGCCAGAAGAUUGGGCAGAAUCCUGACUUUGGUUACACAAGUUUUGAUCAUUUUGGCUGGGCCUUCCUCUCUGUAUUCCGUCUGAUGACACAGGAUUCCUGGGAGCGUCUCUACAGACAGACUAUCCGUACAUCUGGAGUGACCUCCUUUUUUUUUUUUAUGGGAGUCAUCUUUUUCUGCUCAUUUUAUCUCUUCAAUCUGAUCUUGGCUGUAGUAACUAUGACGUAUGAAGAGCAAAACAGAUCCAAUCUUGCUGAAACAGAGGCCAAGAAAAAACUGCUUCAGGAUGCCCAACAAAUUCUAGAGAAAGAACAGGAGUUGGCUGCAGCAGAAAGCAGUAACACCUUGCAGGUUGGGUCUGAAAUGCCAGUUGAUGACUCGACAAAUUUGAAAGGAAAUGAGAUUAAUGAGGAAAAAGUUAUUUUAAGACAAAAUGUAAUUUUAGGUGAUCAGGAGAAAGAGGAGCAAAUAUUUCAUUCACAGCCUGGUCACUGCCACAAGAAGCUUAGGAAGAUCCUGCUGUCCUAUGAUGUGUCAGUGGAUUCUAUUAAUGAUCCUUUCCGAAGACAGAGGUUAAUGAGUGCAGCUGCUAUUCUUACAGACUUUUCAGUUGCUCAGAAAUCAAAAGUGAAACGUCCUGCAUUGUCGAAGCGUUUUGCUUCAAAGUAUCUAAUUUGGAAUUGUUGUCCAUUCUGGAGAGCAGUCAAAGAGAAGGUGAAAUUGGUGAUUUUGGAUCCAUUUGUUGAACUCUUUAUCAUGGUUUGCAUUAUCUUGAAUUCCUUAUUCAUGGCUAUGGAGCACCCUGGCAUGUCAUUAGAAACCAGAGAAAUGAUUACUAGAAGUGACCAGGUCUUCACCCUGAUUUUUACACUAGAAAUGAUCUUGAAAAUCAUUGCUCUAGAUCCUUACUACUAUUUUCAGAACAAGUGGAAUGUUUUUGAUAGCUUGGUUGUUUUGAUUGGCCUAGUGAGCUUUGAAGCCAGUCUGUCACUUUUCAUGGCGGUAAUGAUUUUUUUGCUAUUUUUUAAAAACACGUGUAUUAUCAGGAUCUUCAAAUUGGCAAAGUAUUGGCCAGCCUUAAAUACUCUUAUGAAAAUAAUUCUAAACUCAUGUGGUGCUCUGAGUAACCUCACUCUGGUUUUGGCUAUCACUGUAUUUAUUUUCGCUGUACUAGGAAUGCAGCUUCUGGGCAGUGAUUAUGAAACAAACUUCUGUAAUAUAAGCACCAGUGGGGAGUUACGCUGGCAUAUGAAGGAUUUCAGUCAUUCAGUCCUGAUUGUAUUCCGAAUAUUAUGUGGAGAAUGGAUUGAAAUGAUGUGGGAAUGUAUGGAAGUGGCUGGAAAACAGAAAUGUAUUCCAAUUUUCUUGCUAGUCCUGGUGAUAGGAGACCUGGUGGUGCUCAACUUGUUCAUUGCCCUGCUGCUGAGUUCGUUCAAUACUGAUGCCUCGGGAGGACAAGAGGAACCUGGAGAAGGGACUAAAUUUCAGAUUGCCCUUGCACAGAUUCACAGGGGCCUGAAGGCUGUGAAAGACAGAAUUCUGAAUCCUUGUUGCAGAAAAAUGAAAGGAAGCCUUAAAAAGACAGACAAAAAGAAGACUUUGGAAGAAAAUUCUGGCAAAAACAAAGAGGAUAAUAAUCGUGUCUGUGUUCCCAUUGCAAAAUCAGAGAGUUACAGUGACAAAAGUGAUGAUGAGCACAUUGUAUUCACAGAAACAGAACACAGAAAACAGGGAGACAGAUUACGACAUAGAGAACAACGGCAGAGUUCAGGCAGCUUCAGUCAGAUUUCUGGGACUCCUGAAUCUAUAAAUGUUUUCAUAAUAACACAUGAAAAGCAAGAGCAAAAAGAGAAAUGUGGUGCCGCUCACUGCUCUUCUGAAGCCAGCAGUGUGGAUGCAGCUGUUGGUCUGGAGAGGUUUUUCCAGACUGAAAAAUCACACCUGCCUAAGGACUGUUUUGCAGAAAAUUGUGGUAAAUGUUUCCCAUGUUGUGUAGUGGAUAUCACUAAGUUUCCAGGCAGAAGUUGGUGGAACUUCAGGAAAACCUGCUACAGAAUUGUUAACCAUAGCGGGUUUGAAUAUUUUGUGAUUUUUGUGAUAGUAUUGAGCAGUGCAGCACUGGCAUUUGAAGAUAUUCACCUGCAGAAUAGACAAACAGUGAAAAUGAUCCUAAAUUAUGCUGAUAUAACAUUUAGCUACAUCUUUUUGCUGGAGAUGCUUCUGAAAUGGGUAGCUUAUGGAUUGCGCAGUUACUUCACAAAUUCCUGGUGUUUGCUUGACUUUGUCAUUGUAUGUGUAAGUAUCAUAUUCAGCUUGUCAUACAUUUUGAUUUUUGACAUUUUAAGUGGCCUGAAAUCUCUCAGGACUCUUAGAGCAUUGAGGCCUCUACGAGCUUUGUCAAGAUUUGAAGGGAUAAAGGUUGUUGUCAAUGCACUCCUUGGAGCUAUCCCCUCAAUCUUCAAUGUUUUGCUCGUCUGUGUUGUUGUUUGGCUCCUAUUUAACAUUGUAGGAGUAAAAUUGUUUGGGAAAAGAUUUUCAAAGUGCAUACUCCAGGAAGGAGAUAUCAGUCUCAUUAAUACCAAAAGUGAUUGUGAGUCCUAUGGUGGAAAUUGGACAAAUUAUCCUGUAAACUUUGAUAAUGUUGGAAUGGGAUACUUGGCUCUGCUCCAAGUGGCAACUUUUAAAGGUUGGAUGGAUGUUAUGUAUGCAGCAGUGGAUUCACGUAAGAUGAAUGAACAGCCAAAGUUUGAAGCAAACUUUUAUAUGUACAUAUACUUUGUGGUUUUCAUUAUUUUUGGAUCUUUCUUCAUGCUGAACCUUUUUAUUGGAGUGGUUAUCAACAAUUUUAACCAACAAAGGAAAAAGUUAGGUGGAAAGGAUCUAUUUUUGACUGAGGAACAGAAAAAGUACUAUAAUGCCCUAAAAAAACUUGGAUCCAAGAAACCUCAAAAACCCAUCCCAAGACCAUCGAAUGCAUUCCUGGGAUUGCUGUUUGAUAUCGUAAUGCACAAAGCAUUUGACAUCAUCAUUCUGAUUUUCAUCUGCCUUAAUAUGUUUGUUAUGAUGGCAGAAAAUAACCAGGAAGGCACCAAGGAACUUCUUAAUAAAAUCAACUAUUUUUUUGUGGCUGUAUUUACAGCAGAAUGUGUCAUGAAAUUGCUGGCCUUAAGACAGCACUACUUCAAAAGCGGCUGGAACUUAUUUGAUUUAAUUGUUGUGGUCCUUUCAAUAGUUAGUAUUGGGGUUUCUGAAGCCUUUGAAAACUUCGUCUCUCCGACACUUUUGAGAACUAUUCGUUUGGUGCGAAUUGGCCGAAUCCUGAGAUUGGUUCGAAGAGCGAGAGGAAUUCGAACCCUUCUCUUUGCAUUACUGAUGUCUCUUCCUGCACUGGUCAACAUUGGCCUUUUGCUUUUCCUGAUUAUGUUCAUUUAUGCCGUUGUGGGCAUGGCAAACUUUGCCUGUCUUCCCUGGGAAGGUGGGAUUGAUAACAUUUUCAACUUUCAAACCUUUUCUGGUAGCAUUCUCUGUCUCUUCCAAAUUACAACAUCAGCUGGCUGGGAUAGUCUUCUGGCCCCUUUGUUAAGUGAAUCUGGUACAUGUGCUCCCAACUUAAAUUUAACAGAUACAGAUAAAACUACUUGCAAAAAUAGAGCAUUUGGAAUUUUUUAUUUUGUAAGCUAUGUCAUUAUAUCUUUUCUCAUUGUUGUAAAUAUGUACAUAGCUGUCAUUUUAGAGAACUUCAAUGUUGCCACUGAAGAAAGCACAGAUCCUCUUUGUGAGGAUGACUUUGAUAUGUUUUAUGAGACCUGGGGAAAAUUUGAUCCUCUGGCCACACAGUUUAUUGACUAUUCUGCUCUUUCAGACUUUGCAGAUGCUCUGGCAGAACCCUUGCGCAUUCCAAAGCCCAAUAGCAUCCAGCUCAUAUCCAUGGACCUCCCUCUAGUGAGUGGAGAUAAGAUCCACUGCUUGGAUAUCUUGCUUGCUUUCAGUAAACGAGUCUUGGGAGAAUGUGGAGAUUUUGAUACACUUAAAUUACUCAUUGAAGAAAAAUUUGUGGCUGCCGAUCCAUCUAAAAGUUCUCACAGGCCAAUUUCUUCUACAUUUAAGAGAAAACAAGAGGAGGUAUCAGCAGUUAUUAUCCAAAGGGCCUUCAGGAGGUAUUUGAUACAGCGUUCUUUCAAAAAUACAUCUUUCUUAAGCCGUCACAGUCAGACCAGUGCUGUCUUUGGAGAAGAAACGCGGGAGAAGCAAAGGCUUAUUGUAUCAAUGCUUAAUGAAAGCAGUGGCAGGAAGAUACAUAAAUCACGGCCUGUUUCUUCCACAUCUCUCCCUUGACUUUAUGAUGCUGUUGCUGACACAAACAAGCUGGACACAUAAGGUUACCCCAGGCUGCAGCAUUUUUGACAUUUAAAGCAAAGUAACUUGUUUUCAGAUGGAGACAAUAUGUGAACCCCAGAGCCUAAUACUCUAAAUUUAGAAUAAUGAUGGCAGCCUUCAAGCAUUGUGAUUGUUCAAAUUUUCAAAUUCUCCUUAAAAUGAUUAAGAUCUGAACAACUAUGUCAUAAAUAUUGGAGGAAAAUCAAACCAUAGAACUUUUUUCUCUGCUACUGGAGUAGGUUGGUUAAUAUUUUCACCUGCCAGUUUUGUCUUAGUUCAUGUGUUUAUGGAAGUAAUCUGUAAAAGAUCAGUUGUAAGCACAGAUUUAUAAACACACAAGGCUCUAGAAUAAUGAAUAUCUCUUUAGAGAUAACCAAUAUUUCCAACUAGGCUUUAUUGUAGCAAAAUGAAUAAUUACUGCAUUUCUGUAAUAGAGCUCAUUCAGGACACUCGAGUAUAAUCAGCCUCUAAUUUUGAUGGUUUUGGGACCAUUCUCCUCCUAGCAUGUUUGGGUGGAUUUGUUUAUGCUUAAGAAUUUUGGAGGUGUCUUUAUAUGUGCACCUAAAUGGAUUUAACAGAUCAUCCUCAGUUGCCUGUGCUUGAAAGUUGUAUAUAAUUUGUUCUUUGUCUCAAUCAGUGUAUGAAAACUGUCAUAAUCAUAGCUACCAAAACCAAAGGAUGUUAUACAAGGGGUAUUGCUUCUGGAAAAUCUGGAAAAUCAUUGUACAUAAAAUUUAAUCAUCACUCAAAUGUCAUAGAAAGCAUUACUUAGUAUUCUGAAAAGGAGUUCAUGGUAUAUCUUAUGAGACAACAUUUAAUAAAAGCUAAGGGAAGCGUUUAUUUGAUUGAUUCUGAAAAAAUAUACAUGAACAAUUUGUAAUAAUAUUUUAGUGAUUCUUUUGCAGUUUAUGUUAUUCAGUGUCACGGUGGAUUCAGGACCACCAAUAAAAUGCGACUGGUUUAGAUUCUUCAAUAAAGA